UUUCCAUGUGUCAGAGGGCACAUGCGAAAAUUUACAAAAUAUUUAAAAAACAAGUUAAAUAAUUUCAAUUAAGUUUGUUCGAAUAAAACAGUGCCAAAAUGUCGCUCUACAACUUCAAGAAAAUCGCGGUGGUGCCCACUUCAAAGGACUUCAUCGAUAUAAUUUUGUCUAAAACCCAAAGAAAAACUCCCACAGUAGUUCACAAGCAAUACAAAAUCACUAGGAUCCGUGCAUUUUAUAUGCGCAAAGUCAAAUUUGCCCAACAAAGUUUUCACGAUCGCUUAACGCAAAUUCUAACUGAGUUCCCCAAACUAGACGAUGUCCAUCCAUUUUAUGCUGACUUGAUGAACGUCCUUUACGACAAGGACCAUUACAAAUUAGCUUUGGGUCAAACAAACACUGCAAGGCAUUUAAUUGAUAAUGUCGCCAAGGAUUAUGUGAGAUUAUUGAAGUAUGGUGACUCUUUGUAUCGUUGCAAACAACUUAAAAGAGCUGCAUUGGGUCGUAUGGCCACCAUAAUGAAAAGACAAGGCUCUAAUUUGACUUAUUUGGAACAAGUGAGGCAGCAUUUGGCUAGGUUGCCUUCUAUAGAUCCUUACACUAGAACAAUUAUCAUUUGUGGAUUUCCUAAUGUAGGCAAAUCUUCGUUUAUCAAUAAAAUAACUAGGGCUGAUGUCGAAGUACAACCCUAUGCCUUUACCACCAAAAGUUUAUAUGUUGGACACACAGAUUAUAAAUAUUUACGUUGGCAAGUUAUUGAUACUCCAGGAAUUUUGGAUCAUUCUUUGGAAGAAAGAAACGUAAUUGAAAUGCAAGCUGUAACUGCUUUAGCCCAUUUAAGAGCUUGUGUCUUGUAUUUCAUGGAUUUAUCCGAACAAUGUGGUCAUACCCUAGAUGAACAAGUCAAAUUGUUUGAGUCAAUUAAACCACUUUUUGCUAACAAACCUUUGAUUAUUGUUGCCAACAAAACUGAUAUUGUUAAAUUGGAGGAAUUGAGCCCAGAACGUAGAGCUGUUUUGAAGGAAAUUGAAGAAGAUAAUGAAAUCAGUUUUAUGGAAAUGUCCACUAUAACCGAUGAGGGGGUGAUGGAAGUGAAAAUAGAGUCUUGCGAAAAGUUGCUCAGUUUUAGAGUAGAUCAGAAGAUGAGGAGCAAAAAAGUUGAUGGGGUAUUGAACAGACUUCAUGUGGCCAUGCCAAAACCUAGAGACAACAAAGAAAGGCCUCCUUGUAUUCCGGAAAAUGUGCUAAUCAAGAAACAACAGGAAGCUGACAAAAGAAAACGUAAAUUGGCCAGAGACUUUGAAGUGGAAGAAGGCGAUGAUUAUAUUGUGGAUUUGGCUAAGGAAUAUACUGAUAUUCCAGAAGAUGAAAGACACGAUAUUCUACCAGAAAUCUGGGAAGGUCACAAUAUAGCCGACUACAUUGAUCUGGAAAUAUUCGAAAAGUUAGCAGAACUGGAAAAGGAAGAAGAAAUCAGAGAAGAAACUGGCAUGUAUGUGGUACCCAAGAUCGAGCUGGACGAAACCAUGCAAGAAAUCAAAAAAUUGGCUUUGCAAAUCAGACACAAAAAGGCAAUACUCAAGGACGAGGCUAGAAUCAACAAGCAGAGCAGAAAACCUGUUGUACCACGUACCACAGGAGCAAAGGUUAGAGACCGUUCUGUUCAAAAAUUACGUAAGAGCAUGGAAACUCUUGGUGUUGACAUGUCAGGAAGCACAGAAGCAAACUUUACCAAAACCAAACAGAAAAUCAGGUCUGUAGUAGGAGGUACAGUAGCAAAGAAAGCCCGUAUGGAUAUGGAUACUAACAGAUCGCUCAGCCAAUCGAGGGCCAUGGUUAAACCUCCAAGGAACGAACAAGGUAUCAAGGAUCUUGCCAUGAAAAAGAAGUUGGCGCAGAUUGCCCACAGGGCGAUCAGUAAGAAGGUGGGCAGGAUGGGUCUCAAGGGUGAAGCUGACAGAUUUAUUGGAACUAAAAUGCCUAAGCAUUUGUUCUCUGGCAAACGAGGCACUGGAAAAACAGAUAGAAGAUAAACAAUUUUUGGUUAUUUUUAAUUUUUUGGAGGAAAAUAUUGAUUUUUAUGAAUACAUGAGAAAACUUUGUAUUUUGCUGUUAUUAUUAAAUAAACAGAAUUUGACUUUCUUUUG
This is a messenger RNA of Ceutorhynchus assimilis (cabbage seed weevil), 2147 nucleotides long. NCBI's taxonomy places the organism in Eukaryota, Metazoa, Arthropoda, Insecta, Coleoptera, Curculionidae. The record is from the annotation of a GenBank genome assembly.